UUAAUAUAUAACAUAUGUACAUACAAUGGAUCAAUAUAAAAUUACAUUUGGGGUUAGCCUUUAUAGUGUUUAAUUUUAAAAUCAACUAUAUUUCUAUAUAUUUUAUCCAAAUCAUUAGGGUUAAAAUUGACAUUAUGAUACACAGCUUUAAGUCUACUGUUCCAUACUAAGUUUCUGUAUUCUGAUAAAAUUAUUAAGUUAAAAUUAUGUAUCAUCUUGUGUUUAGCUUUAGGCAACUUGUUUAAGAGAAUAGAUAAAUUAAUAUUCACAUAGGUUUCACAAUUUCCUUCUAAUGAAUCUCUUACAGUAUUUCUAACAUUACUAAAUAAAGAACAUUCUAAAUAUAAAUGCUUUUCAUUGUCACCAUUAACAGAUUGACAAAAUUUACAAUAUUUUACACCAGGUUUUUUCUUUGAAAAUGGAGUCAUCCCAAAGAUAAGUCUGUAAGAUAUUUCUUUAGCUUUUGUUGCAAUGUGUUUGUUAUGAAGGUUAGUAAAAGUGUCUUUAAAAUCUGUUAUAUUUAAAUCUUUUCCCCAUUUAAUCCUAAUAGCUAAAUUUUCUUGUAACUGUUUUUUUAAUGUUGUGUAUAUUUCUUUAUAUUUAUUGUGUAUUGAAGGUUCAUUGCCUGAAAGAGUUCUUGAGAUGGAUCUAUAAAAAGGAUGUUUGGACUGCAGUUUUCUUGACCUCGCUAUUGGCUUUGUGUUGUCUGUGAACUACGUCACCAGAGUGUGUUUGGAUGACGUCAGCCAAUACGAACGAUUAAGAAUUGACAUCUCCUCAUGACAAUGUCAUCAGGUUUUGGCAAAACAAACUUUCACAUCAGCCUAGAACCAAGAUCUUUGUGCUGCUUAGAAUGGGGAAAUUGGGAAAGGCCUGACGCUUUGUUUGUUCCUGGAUACAUUAGCUCAUUUCCCAUUGGUCUAUUACAUGACUGGAAGUAUUUGGAGGCUGUUCCCAAGUGUGACUGUAUUGACGGAGUUGACUCAGGCGUCUUACAUAAAGUUCAUGGACAUCUCAGGGCUGACUUGGCUUCUAAAAAUCUGAGGCACAAAUCCACAUCUGGGUCACAUUUGGGUGAAAUUUUCUGCUUACCAUUUGCUGCAGGUCAUUUCUUUUCAUCCAGCAUGUUGGACAACUCUGUUAUAUCAGACAUUCACCAAGAGUUAACUCAUUUCUUUUAUUUGACUUUUGCUGGGCAUUAAUGGAGAACAAGGUUCUGGACAUUUGUCAAGUAAUUGAAGAUUAUUACAUCAUAGCCAAAACCUCUGACAGGAUAGCAGGGAAUGGCAGUGUGCAGGGUUUGAGCCUGAGAGGAUCUAGGCAAUGUCAAGUGCAAACCACACUACCAGGAUUGUAAUCGGAAAUCCCUUAC
Biomphalaria glabrata is the source of this 1372-nucleotide messenger RNA. RefSeq lists its product as uncharacterized. Bases 780 to 1202 code for a protein of 140 amino acids. Lineage: Eukaryota; Metazoa; Mollusca; Gastropoda; Planorbidae. The transcript has 7 exons. The record is from RefSeq and is a predicted model, not a curated record.